AAAUUGUUACUGAAACUACUAAGCAGAUCAUUAACGUUUACACUAUAAAUACAAAUCUGUCGUCUGACCAAAAUAUUCAUCACAAAUUUAUAUAACUCGUUGACAAAGAGAAACCAAAAAAAAAAAAAAAAUAUGGGAAGUGGAAUGAUAAAGACGAUGGCUAUAGCAAUAACUUUAUUCAUGAUCGGUUCUGACAAUGUCGACGUGGCGACAGCUCAGGUCUGUGGAGCUAACUUGUCGGGACUGAUGAAUGAGUGUCAACGCUACGUCAGCAACGCCGGACCAAAUUCUCCGCCACCGUCUCGGUCUUGUUGUGCUCUAAUACGUCCUAUCGACGUACCUUGUGCAUGCCGCUACGUUUCAAGGGAUGUUACCAACUAUAUUGAUAUGGACAAAGUGGUUUACGUUGCUCGUUCUUGCGGCAAGAAGAUCCCCUCCGGUUAUAAAUGUGGAAGUUACACCAUUCCAGCGGCUUAGUUAAAGAAGAAGGAUACCAAGAGUAUUUGGAUUUGCUAUAAUAAAAUAAUGAGGUGUAUUAGUGUCUGAAUAAUGAUGAUGAUGAUGAUGAUAUCUGAAUAUUGUAAAGUUUAUGUAAAUCAAAAUGGAGGUCAUGGUCGGAGGAUGAUGAGACGAUGGCAAUAGUUUGAGAAUCAGAUCAUGAUGAUAUUAGUGCAGUGCUUAAACUAUAUUUUUCAUUUGGAACAGUAAAAGAAACCUGAACUAACGAACUCACUUCCUACUUCCACUACGGUUAAGCUGAAUUGCUCGAUCAAUUAACACCAAAGUCCCCAAUAAAUAGGCUUACUAUUAUAUAACGCGUGUGAUUGGGUCCUACUUUCUAUCAAGUUUGAAGUUUGACUUUGAGAUGAAACUGACGUUUAGUGUAAAAUAAAUAAGAUAUCACAACACACUGACUCAUUUAUUAAAAAUAUAUAUAUAAAUUGAUUACACUUAACAAAAUUAACAUUAAAUUAAUCCACAUUUUAUUGGUAUUUAAUUAUUUACUAUUGAAUGUAGGACAAAAUGAAGUAAGAGAAAUAGUAAAUAAUUAACUAAUGUGAAAAUCAAACCCACAGGUAACAGUUUUUCUAAGGGCAUAAAGUAGUAACAAAACCACGUCCAGUUUAACAAAUACUACUUGCGCGGCUUCUUCAGCCUCUUGUUUUCGUUCUUUAUCACUUUCUCGACUCUCUCACCUUUAUAAACUCAACUCUCCACGCAUCUCCAAACACAUAGCUAACUAUCUAAAGAUCGGAACAUUGUUUAACUAUAAGAUUUUUAAAAAGAAAAAACAAGAUGAGCGCCGGAAAGCGAGCUUCGUUGGCGGUGGCGACAGCGAUCGCGGUGGUGGAAGUGCUUAAGGACCAAGGCGUUGCUCGGUGGAAUUACCCUCUCCGUUUACUCUACAAAAAAGGCAUGGCUCACGUCCGUACCAUCACUAUCCCAUCUCGUCCCUCUCCUCCUUCUUCUUCUUCUUCUUCCGCUGAUUUCAUCAGAUCCAAACAGGCCACGACCACAUCCUUUGAGAAAUCUAUGGGGCUUAGCUGCUUUGGUCCAACCACCGUUAGAUUUUAGAUCUCUCCCAUUGUAUCAUUCGAAUGUCGGAAUGUGCGUGUCUCCAUAUGACUUGUUUUUGUUUUGCCAUAUAAUCGUAAUUAGGUCCACCAAUGCUUGAACUUUGGAACCAUUGUUCUAACAUUCAUCAGCUUUAAACAACUUUUUAUCAAUUCUCUUAACUUUAAAACCAAUUUUUUUUUUUUAAUCAAUUUCGAAAUAAAUCUCCCUCACGGGUUCGGUUUUUAAUAUAGACUUGACCAAAACAAACCGGUGUGUUAAUCAGGAAAAAUAUAUAUAUUCAUAUA
Molecule: messenger RNA, 1862 nt
Organism: Thlaspi arvense
Lineage: Eukaryota; Viridiplantae; Streptophyta; Magnoliopsida; Brassicales; Brassicaceae
Source: the annotation of a GenBank genome assembly